AUGUACAAAAAGAAGCUUGUUAAAGGUUACACCAUUGAGGUCACUCAUAGGUGUAGUGCUAUCAUGGAUAGUAAGCUUGCAAAAAAGAAAGAUGACCUUAGAGCAUUCACUAUUCCUUGUACAAUUGGAAUGCAUGAGUUUGUAAAAGCUCUAUGUGAACUUGGUGUGAGAAUCAACUUAAUGACUUUUUUUAUCUACAAUAAGCUCAGAUUGGAUGCCCCAAAACCAAACUCUAUGCAACUUUUAAUGGAGGAUUCAUCCAUUAAAAGGCCAGUGGGAAUUUUGUUUGAUGUCCUUGUUAAAGUGGACAAGUUUGUACUUCUAGCGGACAUUGUGGUAUUGGAUUGUGAAAUAUACCAAGAGGUACCUAUAAUCAUUGGUUGUCCUUUAUUGUCAACCAUAAAAGCCAUUUUAGAUUUAUACAUGGGGGAAAUAAAGUUUAGGGCGCAAGAGGAUGAGGUCGCUUUCAAAAUUUGCAAGACAAAUAAGAAAACCUUGGAGCUUCAAGUGCUCUUUUUAGUGGAUGUUGAAAGUGAGAAGGUGAACAAGGAUGGAAUUGAUGACCUAACUUGA
Molecule: messenger RNA, 573 nt
Organism: Capsicum annuum
Lineage: Eukaryota; Viridiplantae; Streptophyta; Magnoliopsida; Solanales; Solanaceae
Exons: 1
Coding region: 1-573 (190 amino acids)
Source: RefSeq, a predicted model, not a curated record